AUGUUAAUGUACGAUCAUUGGGACAAUCCACAAAUGAUUUUUGAUGGCAGCUAUCAACUUGUUAUGUCGACCUCUUUCAUUGGAAGGCAAUUGAAUGGGCUCUGGAACUACGACAAGUUGCUACGGUUGUACAAAGCUAUUGAUCAGCAUUGGGAUAUAUUUACGAACGAUAUGGAGGUUCAAAUUAUGAAAAAUUAUUCUAUGCUAUCACGAAAAUUUACGAAAUAUUACUCGAUGCUAAUGUGUAGUAUAAUGUCGAUACUGACACUAACACCAUUAACACCAGUAUUGCUGGACACCGUGAUGCCUCUUAACGAAUCACGUCCGCGAUUCUUUGCGAUCGAAAUCGCAGCCAGAAUGAAUAAAGAUGAUUACUUUUUACCAAAUUUUUGUUAUACUACCAUUGUAAUUGUGAUUGGUGCAAGCAUCGUGAUGAGCGUUGAUGCAAUGCAUGUCGCUUGCACCGCUCAUGCAUGUAGUUUAUUUGCCGUUAUAAGAUAUGCUGCAGAAUGGUACAAGUUCUCACCUAGAUUAAAAUCUUUAUUGAUAAUAACUCUUUACAGAAGUAAUGUGCCGUGUGGAUUGAAAGCAGGCAGUAUGGUCCCAUUAUCUAUCGCAACUUUUGCGGCG
Messenger RNA from Wasmannia auropunctata (little fire ant), 630 nucleotides. RefSeq lists its product as uncharacterized. The record is from RefSeq and is a predicted model, not a curated record. NCBI's taxonomy places the organism in Eukaryota, Metazoa, Arthropoda, Insecta, Hymenoptera, Formicidae. The transcript has 4 exons. The annotation marks the transcript as partial.